Molecule: messenger RNA, 1137 nt
Organism: Eimeria acervulina
Lineage: Eukaryota; Apicomplexa; Conoidasida; Eucoccidiorida; Eimeriidae
Product: UDP-N-acetylglucosamine transporter, putative
Exons: 1
Coding region: 1-1137 (378 amino acids)
Biological process (GO): pyrimidine nucleotide-sugar transmembrane transport
Cellular component (GO): Golgi membrane
Molecular function (GO): UDP-galactose transmembrane transporter activity
Source: RefSeq, a predicted model, not a curated record
AUGAGCACCUCCAAGGCCAAGACGGAUCCCCGCUUUCUGGGGGUUCCGAUGCGUUGGGUGGCGCUGCUGGCGUUGGUUGGGCAGACGGUGGCUGGGGUGAGCGUCUUGCGUUUAUCUCGUUCUGGCAAGUGGUCUGGAGACGUGCCUUACCUCACGACAACAGCAGUGGUUUCAGCAGAAGUGGUGAAGCUGUUGACGUCUCUACCGCUGCUGUGGUUUGAACAAAACUGCAGCUUUCGCCAGACGGCCGCUGCGGUGUAUCGAGGCAUUAUCGCGAAUCCUAUAGAGAUGGCGAAAGCCGGCGUUCCAGGGCUUCUAUACGCUGUGCAGAACAACUUAAUUUUUAUUUCUCUUUCGAAUCUGUCUGGCGCGAUGUACCAAGUGACAUAUCAGCUGAAAAUACUGACAACUGCUCUGCUGUCGGUGCUCAUUCUGGGGCGUCGUCUGUCCCUCCUUAAGUGGUCUGCUCUCAUUCUACUCUUUUUAGGAGUCAGUUUAAUUCAGUACCCCACAGCAUCAGAGGCCCCCAAGGCCCUUGCGGCGGGGGGAAGGCCGCAGAAUGCGUUUGUUGGGUUGGUUGCGGUGUUGUGCGCAUCUCUGACGAGCGGCUUAGCUGGGGUGUAUCUUGAGAAGCUGCUGAAGGAGAAGACAACAACUAUCUGGAUUAAUAACAUGCAACUGGCAGUCUAUGGAGUUGUUGCGGGGCUUAUAGGUGCCUUCUGGAAUGACGGAGAUGCAAUAUACGAAAAGGGAUUCUUUCAAGGAUACACCGGAAUGACGAUUGCAGCAAUUCUGCUGCAAGCGUUGGGGGGGCUGGUGGUUGCUGCUGUGCUCAAGUACGCAGAUAAUAUACUAAAAUGUUUCGGAAAUGCCCUUUCCAUUGUUUUUUCGUGCAUUGUUUCGUGGACAGUUGCAGGCGACUUCCUCCCUUCGCUGCUGUUCUGCUGCGGCACAGCUUUCGUUCUCCUCGCUACUUAUCUCUACAUCGUUGAGAACCCGCCGCUUUCCUUCUUUAGAAUAUUAAAAAGUAGACCGACGUAUGUCGCACCAGGAAGAGAAGUGGAUACUGCAAUCGCAGUAGCGGAUUCAAAUGCCGUUCAGAGAAAAAACGAUGCAGCAAAGGGCCCUCCUCCCUAG